Molecule: messenger RNA, 1972 nt
Organism: Daucus carota subsp. sativus
Lineage: Eukaryota; Viridiplantae; Streptophyta; Magnoliopsida; Apiales; Apiaceae
Product: probable histone-arginine methyltransferase 1.3
Exons: 14
Coding region: 286-1800 (504 amino acids)
Biological process (GO): peptidyl-arginine methylation
Molecular function (GO): protein-arginine N-methyltransferase activity
Source: RefSeq, a predicted model, not a curated record
GAUUGGGUAAAUUUACCAUUUUGAAAGCUGAAUUUUCACAAUAAACCCUCAGAUUAAAUAAUGAACCUGAAACACUUUUUUAUAUUUGUUAUCGUAAUAGAUUAUUUGCCGAACACGCGCGUAAAGAAAGUACACUUCAGUAUAUCCAGCAAAGCAGCAGCAGAGAGUGACACGUAAACAAGUUGUUAUUGCGGCUUUCUGUUCCCGAAUCUAACUCUCACAUGACAUAAACCCUAACAUACUCUCCCUCUCUCUCUCCCCUUCGCUCUCGAACACAGUAUAAUCAUGGAGGUUGCUCGAAACCCCAUAGAACAGGAAUUCACAAUAGCUUCACUUUCUCACCUCCCAUCAUCAUCAUCAUCAUCAUCUCCUGCUUUAUCUCCUAUAAUUCAGUUCUUCUCCGACUCCGGAGUAUCGGAGCUCCGAUUCGAACAAGGCUCCGAACCUCUCAACUUCAAUCUCUGUGUAUCUCAGGUUUUUAAGUUAGGGCCUACGGAAUCGAUAUGCGUGUGUCAAGGUUCGGAAACUGACAAGGAGAAAAUCUAUUCUAGGGGCCUCAUUAACAUUCAGUUCAGAAAUGAGGAGGAAUCUAGAAACUUCCAUUUUGCAUUUAAGGAGUUUAAGAAGGAGUUUAUCACUCAAGGAUUGAAUUUACCUAAUGGGGCACAACUGGAUUCUAAAAGUAAGUUUGAUGAUAAAGUAGAGGCAUCUUCUGCAAAAAUGUAUUUCCAUUACUAUGGGCAGUUACUACAUCAACAAAAUAUGCUGCAGGACUACGUGAGAACAAGUUCUUAUUAUGCUGCAGUUAUUGAGAAUCGUGUUGAUUUUGCCGGUCAAGUAGUAGUUGAUGUUGGUGCUGGUAGUGGCAUUCUAUCAUUAUUUGCUGCUCAGGCUGGUGAAAAACAUGUUUAUGCUGUGGAGGCAUCUGAGAUGGCAGAUUAUGCUCGCAAGCUCAUCGCUGAAAACCCAUUACUGAGUCAAAAAAUUAAGUUGGUAGUGAAGGGUAAGGUUGAAGAUGUUGAGUGUCCAGAGAAAGCAGAUAUUUUGAUAUCUGAGCCGAUGGGUAAGCUGAGUAAUCGAAUGGUUUGUCUAACCUUGUUAAUUAACGAAAGAAUGCUCGAGUCCUACGUGAUUGCAAGAGAUCGGUUUCUUUUUUCUAACGGAAAAAUGUUUCCUACAUUAGGGAGAAUACACAUGGCACCAUUCAGUGACGAAUACGUGUACAUUGAGAUCGCAAAUAAGCCUCUAUUUUGGCAGCAACAAAAUUAUUAUGGGAUUGAUUUGACAGCUUUACAUGGAACUGCAUUUCACGGAUACUUCUCUCAGCCCGUGGUGGAUGCUUUUAAUCCUAGGCUACUGGUCGUUCCUGCGGUCUCUCAUGUGAUAAAUUUCACAACUAUAAAUGAGGAAGAUUUAUAUAAAAUUAAUGUUCCGUUAAAAUUUACUUCAACUGUGGGUACCAGGAUUCAUCGAUUGGCUUGCUGGUUUGAUGUUUUGUUUGAUGGAAGCACGGUCCAGAGGUGGCUGACCACUGCUCCUGGUGCACCCACAACCCACUGGUACCAGUUACGCUGUGUUCUUUCUCAACCAUUUUUUGUCAUGCCAGGACAAGAGGUAGUUGGUCAUCUUCACAUGAUUGCUUACAGUGCUCAGAGUUACACAAUUAACUUAACUAUGUCAGCCAAAAUGUGGGGCCCUGGUGCUGAACAAGGAGGAAUUCUGCAAACAUCAUCUUUCAAGUUUGAUCUUAAAAAGUCUUACUAUCGGAUGUCCCAAAUGCAAGCCUAUUCAAUAGCAUAAGAUCGACAAUCAAAUCAGUUAUUGCAAACACAUGUAUUAACUAGUCAUGUCGUCAUGACUAAAUUAAUGCUCCAGUCUAUCUUGAUUCUUAAAAAAUCUAUUUCUUUGUUCUCCCUCUGAUUUGGUACCUGCUAUUGAAUUAAUGUAAAGACUGAUUAUUAUUUUUUUUGGA